Messenger RNA from Knipowitschia caucasica, 1344 nucleotides. Lineage: Eukaryota; Metazoa; Chordata; Actinopteri; Gobiiformes; Gobiidae. The record is from the annotation of a GenBank genome assembly.
AUGAACUGCAGAGCCAGGGCCAACCCCCCUCCUUCAUACAGAUGGCGCCGUGAUAACUGGGAGAUCAAACUGAUGGAGCAGCCUGAUGAGCACUACAGUCUGGUGGGGGGAAACCUGGUCAUCAACAACCCCCGACAGAAGAAGCACGCUGGGACCUACAUCUGUGUGGCCAAGAACAUCUACGGGACGGUCAUCAGCAAAGAGGCCCGCGUCAAGUUUGGAUACCUAGAAGAGUUUCCUCAGGAGGAGAGAGAUCCGGUUCAUGUGAAAGAAGGACAAGGUGCUGUUCUGCUUUGUGUUCCUCCAAAAGCCUAUCCACAGGAGGUCACAUACCGCUGGAUUUACAACGAGUUCCCAGUCUUCCUGCCCACUGACCGUCGGAGGUUUGUGUCCCAGAAAACGGGAAACCUUUACAUCGCCAAAGUGGAGGCUCAGGACGCGGGGAACUACUCGUGCUUCGUCUCCAGCCCCACCAUCGGCAAGAGCGUCUUCUCCAAGUUCAUCCCACUCAUCCCUCUCCCGCCUGAGGAAGGUGAAGAACGAAAGUACCCAGCAGACAUCCGGGUGAAGUUUCCAGACACCACUGCCAUGCUGGCCACAAACAUCACUCUGGAAUGCUUUGCUCUGGGAAACCCUAUUCCUCAUAUCGUGUGGAGGAAAGUGGAUGCUACCGACCUGCCCGCCAACCAUGAGAUCAGCGAGUCUGGGGCCGUGCUUCACCUGUUCAACGUCCAGUAUGAGGACGUGGGGGCCUACGACUGCGAAGCUAUCAACACCAAAGGGAAGGACUACCACAAGGCCUGGCUCUCCGUCGAGUCUGCUCCUGAAUGGGCCGAGACCAUCAACAACACUCAGAAAGACAUAGGAUCAGAGCACACCAUGCGCUGUGUGGCAGCUGGGAAGCCCUACCCUUUCAUUCGCUGGUACAAGGACGGAUACAUGUAUGGAAAAGGAGAGCUGAAGUUUUCUAGCCUGACCUUUGAUGACUCUGGGAUGUACCAGUGCAUCGCUGAAAACUACUGGGGAAUUAAAUAUGCCAAUGCAGAGCUGAGGGUGAUCGCGUGCGCCCCGACUUUUGAGUUCAACCCUGUGAAGAAGCAGCUGUUGGGGGCUAAAGACGGCCGUGUUCUGAUAGAGUGCAAACCCAGAGCUGCUCCGAGACCACGCUUCACCUGGACCAAGGGCAAAGAGCUGCUUUUCAACAACUCACGCAUUUCCAUCAUGUUCGACGGGACCCUGGAGAUACUGAACGCCACGAAGAACGAUGAGGGAUUCUACACCUGUUUUGCUGAGAACGACAGAGGAAAAGGGAACAGCACGGGGUACCUCACCAUCACAGACUGA